Gymnodraco acuticeps is the source of this 3723-nucleotide messenger RNA. It is a transcript of the gene acsbg2, whose product is annotated as acyl-CoA synthetase bubblegum family member 2. Lineage: Eukaryota; Metazoa; Chordata; Actinopteri; Perciformes; Bathydraconidae. The record is from RefSeq and is a predicted model, not a curated record. Gene Ontology annotation, cellular component: endoplasmic reticulum; membrane. Gene Ontology annotation, molecular function: long-chain fatty acid-CoA ligase activity.
UCUCCAACAGGUGCCAUAGAGCAGCAGCUCAGCUCGCCCUGAAUGUGACUUUCUGCCAGUGAAGAGAGGCGCUCACAAGCUGCUGACACUCACACAUGCAGGAAAGGAUAGGCACUGUCAACAUUGUGAACAUAUUCGUGGUGACAGUGUGUGAGCCCCCCGCCAUGUCUGAAGCCGUGACGGAGCCUCACAGAGCGGGCGGCUUCCUGGAGUCCUCCUGCGCAGCCUCCCUCGACGGCAUUGUGGAUACAGCAAAUGAGUCUUCAGGGGAAGAGUCCGCAGGGGAAAGGGAAGAGGAAAUUGGUGCACAUGAUGAAGCCGCCAGCAGCACCAAGACGACAGAGGUCCCUGCUGGACGGACGUCAAACACACAAACGGUGAGUACCCAGCGCCCAAACUCCCUGCAGGUGCAAGCAGCAGGAGAGCCUGGCCUGUGGACGUCUCAGGGCGACGCUGAGGUGAAACUGAGGAUGGGGGACUCUGGCCUGGCUGCUGAGACCCCUCUGACUGUCAACCAGAUGUUCACCUCAGCUGUGGAGCGCUUUGGGGACCAUAUGGCUCUGAGCUGGAAGGAGGGCGAGCAGCAGAAGAGCCUGAACUACAAGGAAUACUACCAGACCUGCCGCACCGCUGCCAAGAGCUUCCUUAAGCUUGGUUUGCAGCGCUACCAUGGCGUCGGAAUCCUCGGCUUCAACUCGUCCGAGUGGGUCAUCUCUGACAUCGCAGCUAUUCUAGCAGGGGGGUUCGCUGUUGGCAUCUACACCACCAACUCUCCUGAGGCAUGCCAGUAUGUAGCAGAAAACUGCAAGGCCAAUAUCAUAGUGGUGGAGAACCAGAAACAGCUGCAGAAGAUCCUUCAGGUUGAAGACAAGCUGCCACACUUGAAAGCCAUUAUCCAGUACAAAGAUGCACUUAAAGAGAAGAGACCAAAUCUGUACACGUGGGCCGAGUUCAUGGAGCUCGGCCGCGAUGAGCCUGACGCUCCCCUCGAUGCCAUCGUCUCCAGCCAGAAGCCCAACCAGUGCUGCACCCUCAUCUACACCUCAGGCACCACCGGCCAGCCCAAAGGAGUCAUGCUGAGCCACGACAACAUAACCUGGACGGCGCUCUCCACCUGCCGUCACGUGCGUCUGACGGACGCCACCGUCUCUCAGGAGGUGGUGGUCAGCUACCUGCCGCUCAGCCACAUCGCCGCUCAGAUGGUCGACAUCUGGGUCACCAUGAGGGUCGGGGGGGCCACGUAUUUUGCUCAGCCAGAUGCACUAAAGGGCUCUCUGGUAAAUACUUUGAAGGAAGUGCGCCCCACGGCCUUCAUGGGGGUCCCACGUGUCUGGGAGAAGAUGCAGGAGAAGAUGAAGUCUGUGGGAGCCAAGUCCUCCACUGUGCGCAGGAAGAUUGCCGUCUGGGCAAAAGAUGUCGGCCUGCAGACUAAUCUGACCAAGAUGAAUCAAAGCGGAGCAGCUGGCCGCACACCGCUCAGCUAUAAAUUAGAAAAGAUAGUGUUCAAAAAGGUGCGUAAGGCUCUGGGCCUGGACCGCUGCACCAAGUGCUACACGGGGGCUGCUCCCAUCACCAAAGACACCCUGGAGUUCUUCCUCAGCCUGGACAUCCCUCUGUUCGAGCUGUACGGCAUGAGUGAGAGCACCGGGCCCCACACCAUCUCCAUCCCUGAGGCCUUCAAGAUCACCAGCUGUGGUAAAGAGAUCCCGGGGUGCAAGACGAAGCUGCACAACCCAGACGAGGAGGGGAACGGAGAGAUCUGCUUCUGGGGCCGCCACGUCUUCAUGGGAUACCUCAACAUGGCCGAGAAGACGGAGGAGGCUCUGGAUGCAGAGGGCUGGCUGCACUCCGGUGACCUGGGCAAGCACGACGAGAACGGAUUCCUCUUCAUCACUGGAAGAAUCAAAGAGCUGAUCAUCACGGCAGGAGGCGAGAACAUCCCUCCGGUUCCUAUCGAGGAUGCGGUGAAGGAGGCUGUGCCGCUCAUUAGUAACGCCAUGCUGAUCGGAGACAAGAAGAAGUUUCUGUCCAUGCUGCUCACCAUUAAGUGCCAGGUGAACGCAGACUCGGGGGAGCCAGAGGACGAGCUGACUCCAGAGGCUGUGGAGCUCUGCAGGCGGCUGGGCAGCAACGCCACGCGAGUCUCUGAGGUCACAGGCGGGCGGGACCGGUUGGUCCACGCCGCCAUUCAGGAGGGAAUCAACCGAGUGAACGAGAAAGCAUGCUCCAACGCCCAGCGCAUUCAGAAGUGGAUCACUCUGGAUCGGGAUUUCUCGCUUCCAGGAGGAGAGCUGGGCCCGACCAUGAAGCUGAAGCGGCCGGUGGUGGUGAAGAUGUACAAGGAGCAGAUUGAGAACUUUUACAAGGAGCUGGCGACUCCAACGACCCCCGACAACCCGCUGCCCCCCAAAUAGAGCUGCUCCUCCACCUGUCUGAGUCCCCCGUCCUUUAUCCAACCAUUGUUCUCUUGUAAAAAAUGUUUGCCUUAAAUUGUUGUCGUUCUGUCUGUUUACAUUUGUUGGUGUUGUACAAAAAGAAUAGCCGACAGGAGAAGCUAUUGUGAAAUAUCUGAAUGAUUUUUGAAGACGGAAUCAAUAAGCUGACGUCUACUAUGUCUAUUACUGAGGUGAACAGUAAGACAGAGUAGAUGGAGUAGCAGUGGCUUUAUGUAGGAAAAUGUGUUUAUUGCACUGCGUUACUUAAGAUGAAAUGACAGAAUCCAAAAAAAUGAAGUUUACAUUUUGUUUCAGUAUAUUUCUUAAUUUAUUUUGGUUUGCCAAAGUUUACAAAUGAGCUUCACAUGAAGAAAAAUGUCUAGAAAGAACAGCAUUUGUGAUCCAACAAUCAUCUCUAAAUGUUUACUUGCCUACAUGCACGUGGUGUUUUUGUAUGAAUCUUAUGUUUAAUUUGUUUUCUGCAAAGGAAGCUGCAGUAACAAAACGUUGUGUUGAAAUCACAUCUAUCUCAGAACUAAGCAUCCAAAUGUUCUUGUGCUGUGAAAACACGUCAUUGAAGCCAUAUCUCUUGCCUUUCGUAACUGAUGUCAGAUUCUGUUCUGCUUGCUGACUCGAUGCAGAUCGUUACACACCUGCCUGGUCCUGUGGAAAUGUUUUCCAUCAGUGUGUAGUCCUGCUUUGAUUUUUUGUGAAAUAUUGUAAAUAUAUUUUGCCUUCAUCGUCAUCCAUCACUUGAUUUGAGUUUACAGUCGAUUUUCCAGCAGUGCAGAACUCGCAUGAACAGUUUUUGGGACUCAAACAAGUGCGCCUGGACUUAGAAAUGUACAUAAAUUAGAUCACAUGUAGCUUUAUGGCCAAUAUAUCAACUUGUCUGUGCCAUCCCUUAUGCAUCAUCACUCGUCAACAUGUUUUGACCACAUAUCUUCAGCCUCUUUGAAGACAUUACUUACGCCUUCAAAGCAAAAGUCAAAUACCUUGUAUAUAAAUGAAUUGUGUAUAUAAUAAGCAAAGUUAUUGGUAGCACUCGAGUUAGUGAAGGUUAUGGUUCUCAUGAAGUUCAGGGUAAACAAUAAACUAAGGAAAUGACGGUGAUUCAGUGUGUCUGAGUUACCUGACCCGAAAGAGCUGUUGUUAAUAUCAGGGUUGAAAAAGAUGGAAAUCUGCAUGAAGCUACCGAAAAAAGGAUGCAGGCCUGUUUCUGUCUACAGACGUGAAUGUUUGUGUGUUUGAGUGUCAGAAUAAAAGUUGAUUGAGCUGAUGUGCUGAA